GUGGGAACGGUCACCAGAUUUGAGGUCUUCAUUUGUGGUGCGAAAAGUCCAGUCAAAUUAAGGGUCGUUGGAUUCAGAUGUGAUCGAACUGUUGAGUGGAAGAUGUUGCGUCACUAGUAUUGUAUGAAACGCCCUGCGUGUAUUGGAGCAGUAAUGGAGGAGUGUAGCCAGAUGGGGCGGAACCUGCGGGGCAGGUGGGAGGCGUUUAUUUGCCUCCCUCAAGGAGAGAUGACAGAGGCACUUCAGAGGGAAAAACAUUUGCUGCUGGAGGAUUUCCUUCGCGCCUUUCUAGUCAUGUCAGCAAAUCCUGCCAUCGACAAAGAAGAUCUGGUGAACUUCUGCAAUGACAUUCACAGCGUCUUCAACAUACUUGUGCGGCAAUUUAUGUCAGACGUUCAAGAGCUGGCCCCCAGCCACCAGAACCCUCCCGCCCUCCAGGAGCCACCCCUAGCCAAGAGCCCCUUAAUGGAGUUCCUGAUGCAUGGAAGAGGCUGGCUAAUACUUAAUGCUUUGUGUAAUCUCUCCAGCCAGGCCCUUGACUUCAGUCCUGACUUUGUAUGCCUCCUUGUGCAGUUUAUUGAGGAAGCUCUAAAUUUACCCAUCGGUGAUAAGGAUAAAGACCGGACUGUUAAGAUCCCCAAGCUGGAAUCUUGCCUUCAGAAGAAGAAGUUCUCCAAGAAGACCCUGAUGUCGAUAGGGUUCGCCAAUUCCCGCCGGCCCGUCCUGAGGAGUCACCCAGCCUCUAACCCACCUUCCCCAUCAAGGCUCCCCUCCAUGGGAAAUAGUCCCCACUUCUGGCGUAAGACCGGUGGCAGUAGAGACAACAUGUCUAACCAUUCCUCGGAUUCCGACACAGGGGAACGGAGAUCGUCCAGGAGUUCACUGAAGGAACCCAAGCAUGUGUAUCCCAGACAAGCCCCUCUGCCAAAAGUAGCUAUUCUAGGGGAGGUCCCCAUUGUGGACUGGAAACCUAGCGUCGACUACCAUCAGUGUAAAGGCCAGGGAGAGGUUGUGGAUGCCUUUGAUCUUUGCCUGGUUCUGUUGUCCUUGUUGGAAAGACUCUGCGGCAGUGAGGUCAUGCAGUCGAUCAAGAGGAAUGCUCUGGCUCUCUUCCUGGCCCCGAAACUCACCGAUGUACUGACCUAUUUGAACAAUCGGACCACUGGAAUCACAACUUCGAGUGACGACGAAUCCACUUCAGCGCACAUCAGCAACCGCUGGACCCUGGAUUUGAUUGGAACAUUACAGAAGCUUGUACUACGCAUAGUCGUCAGCCUGUGUAUGUACAGCUGCACUCAGCAUUACGAAGCACCCAAACUAGCUUCCAGUGGAAUCCUCUUCACAUUGUUACAGAUUGCCAAGUGUGUUGGACAGAACCUCAACACACAACCAGAAACAGUUUCCUUAAGACACAAAGACACAUUAAGCACAGAUGCGGUGAACGAUCGUAACGUACCAACUGAAGGUGGCGAGGCCAAGCUCCAACAGGAGGUUAAAGAAUCCUCUGCUCGUGACUCUUGGAAGGACGUACCACACUGCCAUGUGCAUUACAUCAACGAGAUACUCCAUGGAGUUAUCCUGUUACUCAUGGGCGUGAUGCACAGUUGUUGUGACAACCAGAUUGUGGUCACACAUGCCAUGGCCCUACUGAACGAGUUUGCAAUGAACGGUGGCUACACCUUCACAGAGUCUCUCCUGGAGUUCUUGGACCAGGAGAUCAGAUGUCUAGGGGAGGACUCGCCCAAAUCGCAGAUUCUCAAGGAGUGUAUCGUGAACCUUUUGAGUAGUAUGUCAAAACUUCUCAUCGCAACCAAAAGAGCUAAGCUAGAGUAUGUACAUAAGUUUCAGUGUCUGAAGCGGACUCACAACACCUGUGAUUAUACUCAUUACACACAUCACCACCACAGCAUGUUUGGCAUUGCGUACAGCACCUAUGAGGACUUGAAACAGACACGUGUGAAAAGCCUUCCCCUGGAAGGAACCAACAACCCCCUGUUCAGAGCACGGCAAUCCAAAUGCUGCAUUGCCGUCAUCAUUGAGAUGAUGUUGGGCCUUCUGAUGAAGGUACAGUACAAAGGUUUGACAAUAAGAAUCCUCUUUGCCCUUGAGCAAGGAGGCAUCUGCUGCUGCCUCCCGCCAAAACUCAUCGUCUCUGUCUUCUUGAGAAGCCUCCAGAGGCAACCAGCAGCCAUGAGGAGUUACCUUCUCAGCGUCCUCGGCAAGCUGAUCCUUGAACAGCUCGGUGGCAGUGAGCGCUCCGAAGGAGCCAUCCGUGGAAUCUGUGAGGAGUGUGCAAACCUAGAUGUCCAGCAUUCACAUGUUACGGCAAAGGAUAUGAAACACAUGGACCAUUACAUGUCUAGCGAUAGUGCGAUCUGUAGUGAUGGGAGCCAGCAUGAGGAAGAUGAACGCUCUAGCAGAUGGAAGGUGCUCGAUCUCUACACUCCGAUACUAAUGAGUGAGGAUGACGUUCUCAGCCAACAAAUAUCCGUCCACUUACUAAACCUCGUAAGACACAGUAACAAAGUUAUCAAGGAGGAACUGUACUUCAAUGUCUUCUUAUCGUGCUUCAGAUAUGGAAGCUGCGAUACCAUAGACGGACCCCCUAAACUUCCUUGUGUUACUUCACCCACAGUGCUUGGACAUAUCUUCUGUUCUCUGCCUCUGCUUCUGAAUACGUUGUCUGCACAGAUGCAGUUCCUUGUCGAAGGAGGAUUGACGCAGCUGGUGAAACUCUUGGAUCUUCCAUCGACACGAUUGCAUGUCCUCAGGGUGUUCGAGGUUCUUAUCCUAUCCGAGGAGAGCCAGGGUGCCUUAAUUGAGAAUCAUGCUCGAUCGGACACUACGGAUAGUGGUGGUUCCAAAGACGAGAACAGGGAUACAUUCAGCGUUGUCCAAGCUUUCAUAGAGGUUCUCUGCAAUGUGCUUCCGUGUAAACCGCAAACGCAAAAAAAGAUCAUAAGCCAUCCAAAGGAAAAAGAGUCCCAUGAAGAUUGGUUUUUAUCCUGCGAAGUAAUUGAGGAUCCUGUUGAACCAGACGUAUACAGAGCCACACAAAAUAGCACCCUUCUUGAAGAAGGUAAAGUUGCCUUUGCUGCAAGUUUAAACACACUGCAGGAAGUUGAGGAUGGCAAAGAGUUGGACGACUCCUUUGAGGCGUUGCUGGGGAAGCCAGAUCAUCUGAGUAAGAUGAGCGAGGCGACGCUCUCCAAAGCCGCUGAUGUGUGGCGAGUCGCCGGGAACAUCCUCCUUCACAGCAGCAGCUUCCAAGACCAGUUCGUCCUCCAAGGCGUGGACGUCUUGGCCAGUGACCUCUUCCUGGAGGCCCUGGUGAGCAUGACCAGGAUGUGGAAGAUGUGCGAGGACCUCCCGGUGACCUGGUCACCAUACGUCGUUGAUAAAGCAAGGCUGAGGACGAUAUCUGAGUUUAGACCUAUCCCGCUUAACCUCUUCCAGAUCUUACUGGAUAUCGUCGGAUCACUGCUCAGGAUCUGCCUUACGCUGCAAGGACAUGCAGAAAAUGAACAGAAAUGGUCACUCCUUCAGGUACUUACAAACUGCAAGGGAAUCUUGAAGCAGUCUAAGGUAUUGCAUUCAGCCCUGGGCAGACUUGUGGCUGAAAUGCUCCUUAAAGUUGCCCAAAUGCAGAUAUACGUCCAUCCCGGAACCUUCUGUGGCAGUACAACUGAAUGUGAUGUGAAUGGGGAUGGCAUGCUACACUGGGAUCUGGAUGAAUUACAGGAGGCCAUAUCCAGUGAUAGCCAGAGUGACGUCGGGGAAUCGUUGAGUGCUGAGGAGGGCUAUGAAGCCGAUAGUGAGAGGGAGAAAGAAGGAACUAUCUCAGGAGAUUGUCGAGGAGCAGUCAACAUGGACAAGGUAGAGGUGGUUCUCAGUCAGCGCACCCUGCUACAUCCCCAGGUGUGCCUCCUCCUUCUAGACCUCGUGGAGAGCUCUGAAAGGGUCGUCCUUCCUGCUGAGGUAGCUUGUUAUACGAUCAAGCAGAUUACUGCCAUCGCUAGGAGCUGUCAGACCAGCCAGGAUAGUCUGUACCAGUCUGGUCUGCCCAAGACUGUCUUACGGAACUAUCGGAGUACAACAUCAUUAACUGAACAAGUUUUGCUGUUGGAGCUGUUUGCUGUGCUAGUGCAGCAGAGUUUGUCAACAGAAGAGCUCAGAGACUUCCUGCAACUUUUCCAGACCGACACACAGGUUGUGAAUGAGGCCCUUCUUUCCACGUUACUCACCAUCGUUAGGAAUACAACCUCUCAGCCUUCCCACGUUCUCAGAUUUCCUGCCGUGAAACCAUUCUCAGGAACCCCUCUCAGAAGUCGUUCUAACUCAAGCGGUUCUCCGGGCUUUGUUGAUAUAAACGUCCCCCCUGAUGAUUCAACGGCAGAGGAAACAUCCUCAGGGCCGCUCCAAAUCCAGCAGGGUUUCAAUAAAUCACCAUGGAAUAUUGCACCAGUCCAGCUGCCGAUAAGUAGCAACUUUCCCUGGCCACCAACUGGAAAGGGAUUUUUUAUAACGGCUUGGGUGAAAGUGGAUGAGCUGAGAAUAUUGGGUCGGCUCGGUGGUUCGCCUGGGAUGAGACGGAAAGUGAAGGUUUUUCGGCAGACGUCAGUGAAGAUGAAUGAGACUCCAACAAGUGAGAAGAGAACCGUCCAACGGAAAGAAUCAUCCUCUAAAACAGCCUCCCUCCUUCGCAAUGGGCUUCAUUUCUUCUCUGUUGGGAACCAAGACUUAAUGGUACAGGUCUGGGUUGAGGCUAGGACGUGCAGACUGACAAUAAGACUAUCACGCUUCACAUCGCGGGAUGACCAGGUCGUCCUCAUAGAGAAGUCAUGCUCCAACUUACUGACUCUGAGUACGUGGCAGCAUCUUGCAUUGGGUUAUGCAGAGAAAGCUGAAGGAUUGACACGCACUGGGACGAUUUCUGUGAUUAUCAAUGGUCAUAUCCAGAGAGAGAUCGUAACGGAGUACGCCGCAUCACCAAGCAGUAACAGUCAGCCCAAGGCUGCCCAGCCCCGAAUACCACACUGCCUGCUUGGACACUGUGUGCAAGAAGGCUCAGAGGAUACUUUACCUAAUGGGUCGUGGCAGCUCGGGAACGUACUACUGUUCAAUGAUGCGCACGUCUUGAAUCAGGAAGUUGCAUUCCACCUGUACACCAUGGGCACUGACUGCGUAACGAUUAGCUCCUGCGAGGGCAGCAAACAGAGUACACUGUACAGCCAGUACAUCUCACAGGACAUCCUCAACUCUGCGCUGAGUGUGGAGAUCCUGACGGGAAAUAGAGAAGUUGACCUGAAACCGGCAAGGGAGUCAUUGGUUGUAAGCUACUCACCAAGCAAUACGGACAUCUUCAGUCACUACGAGGCAAUAACACAGUCCAGUAGUACCCUCGGACGGGUGCUCGGAGGCUCCUUGCGGAGCGUCAGUAAUGCCCUCUUGCAGACUCCUUCCUCGAUGGAGUCGAUUCUACUCUGCCCAGUGACAACCCAUGCACACAGGGGGCUGCAGAAUGCAAUCUAUGAGAGUGGAGGUAUAGGGGUUUUUGUCUUCCUGUUUGCAAAGGUCUUUGAGAACUGCAACAGCAAAUCAAUGCAAGCCAAAGCCCUAAAACUGCUGACAAACCUACAGGGCUGCAGCCGGACCCUAGCAGCAGAGUUCAACGACAUGAUGGCAGCUUCCAUGAUCGCUAAGGUCUUAGUUACUGCUAGAAGUAUCGUUGGCUUUGAGAUGCUCAAGGUGAUGUUGGACGCCUGUCUUAGCAAACCCAUCAUCUACCACUGCUGUCUGUCCAAGCUCUACCGAGUCCAUAGCGAUACCCAUGCCAUCAUACAAGACACACGUCUGGUAUCUGGCCUCCUGCUAGAUUGGCGUGUGUGGGAGAAGGCUGAGCCUGGUGUCCUGCAGAUGCUGUUCCAGUGCAUUGAGACGCUCAUAGAGGCCGAGAAUCCUUUCCAGGCUUUUAACAUCACGCAACUGCUGAGUAUCCGCUGUGUGAAUAGACUGCUGAUGAUCUGCAAGGAGCGUCACCAUGAAGACCUGCCCUGUAUGGCGCCCCAUACCUGCAGCUCCAUUGUGUCCAUCAUUAAGGGUUUAAUGGGGCAGCCACCGGACGUAAACCUCUUAGCCGAAGUCUGUGACUUUCUUCUGGCCAUCCAUCCGGCCGUCAACACUUUUGUCUGUCAUGCUCAGUCCAGCUUCUACUUCUCGCACCAUUCAUUUGUCCAGCAAGACUACAAGCAGGAAUUAAUGAGGAAAAUAUCUCGGACUGUUAGCUCUGAGGGAUCAUUGGAGAGAUUGAGAGCUGAAUCUGCAUUGACGGCACUCUACGUAUCGGAUGAAGAGUGUAGUACAGACCCUACCCAUACUUCAGACACUGAUAGCUCAUCCAACCUUUCAAAGUCAGCUAACCCCGAAAAGAGCUCAUCAGCUUCCUUAAACACUGAAGAAGCCAAGGUGUUAGACAUGAGCGGUCUUUGUUCUGGACUUCUCAAUCUGCUGGCAGAGGCUUUAGUAGUGCUCCCGGACUCUAGCUUGUCUAAAGUCCUGGGUAUCGUACUAAAGCCUGAUACCUUAAUUGUGCUGUCCCACCAUGAGUCACCGCUUAUCCGUACGAGAGUCAUUCAACUUUUGGACGUGUUCUUCCACCGAGCCACAAUGUCCCAGGUCGAUGCGUUCUUAAAGCGGAGGAGUUUCCACCUGUUGGCCAAUCAGCUUCAUCAGUACCCAGCCACCAGAGACCUUAUGGAGGCGUGUCUUACCAUCACUCUGGGCAAGCCAGUUGAUAUGACUCUCGGGUUGGAGUUAAUGCUGCUGCAGGAAUCUGACAAAUUCCAGCACAUGUCUUCAGUACUUCUGAUGUCUCUACUUGAGAACUCAGUGCAUGAUUUCAGUCUAUGCCAUGAUGGAAUAUGCAUGGCCAAUCAGUUAUUUGAGGGUGUGGAUCAGAUUGCUGACGUGAUGCUUGCCAACGGCCUGGUGGAGACACUGUGUAACGUCCUCUCAGCCAUCUGCAGCAACUUGCCCAAGGACGACGACGACGCUCGGACCAUGAGUAGGCAUUCAUCCACAUCGUCCGACACCAGCCAGGAACUCAAAGACGAUCAGAAUAAUGACUCGAAGAUUGGUAGAACUGAGAUUGCCGAUGAGAAAACUGAAGUGGUCACCAGGGAUAUUCCAUCUGGCGGGAGUUUACAUUCGGAAGCUGAAGAAGAGGGAGCCCUUUGUGAGGACGCUUCAGGAAGCAGCAGGCCUGAUGAUUCGGAUGAGAAAAAUCUUGAAAAUGUCAGAACGCUGGGUGAGAUAAAUUCAAACUCACCAAAAUUAGACUCGCUGCACCCCCUGAGAGCUUCCAUCGAACUCAACGGAUUGACGGAAGACCAAACUGCGGGACUCAAAACUCACGAUGAGGAGUCAGACUUGAGUGUGUCUAAGAGACAGGAGGCACAAGAGAAGAGUUCUCCUGGGUCUUCUUUGCACCUGCCAGGGGAAGAUACUCGAAUCUCGGCUGCUAUGCUUAUACUCAUCAAAGAUGUCCAGCAUUUUAUGGCGUGCAUUGCCAAUCGUGUCUUCAGUUCCAGUAGUCAGUUUGACUCUAUUGAAAGCAUGCUGCAUUUACUGGGAGACAUGGAGGAGAGACACAGAGCAAAAUAUGGUCCAGCGUCUGCAGUAACGGAUGUAGUGUACGAGACCCAGUCUUACAUCAUUAAGGAGCUACUAGAUCACUUCAAGGCUACCUCCAUGGCCAUCGACGCCGCUGCCACUAAAGGAAAGAAAUCCUUGAGCUUCCAACGAAGCGCAACCUACUCCGAACGGAAGUACGAGGAGCACAAAUGGCAGAGAAACGCAUUUUAUUCCAUUGGAUCCAGAGGUUCAGUAUCAAGUUCAAGGAGGAUGUUUGCAUCAACCAGCAGCUUGUCCAGUGAACUAAGCCCCACCUUAGAGGACUCCAUGUCUAUCAUCUCAGGAGAUCAGAUGAAAGAGUUUGGUUUUCUAGCAGAAGAUCGUCGAUACUCCACGGAGCUGGACACCUUACUGAGAAUGCAGAGGUCACAUUCCAAUAAGAAGAAAGUACCGAUCAAGAAGCUGGCUGAUGAGGAGCUACUCGCUAAACGCUUCCAGAGAAUCUGCCUUCUGACUGUCAAUCUAGUGGUUCAGAGAGAUCCCAGCCUGACCUGCCAGUCUAAACCAGCUACAUCAGUGAUUCCUGACGAGAGUUAUCUCCAGCCACCAGAAUCCACCUACAAGCAGCUGUGCAAAUAUCUCUUCCACCUCCUGACUGAUGCGUUUCUUGCUACCAUGGAGAGGAAGCUCGGUCAGCGUAAGCAGUGGGAGACCAUCGUCUGGUCAUCCCGAGAGACACUCCGCCUCCAGCUUCACCGUCUCCUAGUCCACAUGAUGUCCCCCAAGCAAGCCACAACGAUCAGAGUCUACCUGCUCAGGAUAGCACGUAUGCCCAGCUCCAAUCGGAUACUUCAGGCUGUACUCAACUCCAAUUUGCAGGUAGGCUCCAAAUCACAGCACCACCUUGGUAAGUUUGAGUUAUACCUCUUUGACCUGCUGCAUCACCACGCCUCAGAGAUCACCAAAGCAGACAAGAAACUUUGCCAGAAGCUGAUGGACAUUCUAGAGCAAUAUGGUUUCCAUCCACUCUACCCUGAAGAUAUGGACAAUACAUCAAGAGACAGGGUUGCAAAGGAACUUGAGAAGUUGGUAUCUGAUGAGCAGUCUGUACAGGAAACCAACAUGAAACAGCGGUUGGAUGGUGGUGCCAGUGCUUGGGCUAAGCUUGGCACAUUGUCUGGGGAGGUCGCUAAUUCAGCCAUGGAGGUCACACAGUUGGUUGCUGCCUAUCAGAACGGCCAGAGAUUACGAUUCUUGGAGUUUCUGAAGAGUACGAUAGCCAGCUCCUUAGAUGUCCAAUCAUCAUGGCAGGAUCUCAUACAAAGCUUGACACAUGAAAGGGCCAUUUGGUACGAUGCCAAGUCCUACCCAUCCUCCUGGAGCCUAGACCCCACCGAGGGACCAGGGCGUGUCCGUCGACGCCUUCAGAGAUCCCAUCUUCACAUUCCAGCUAAGUUCUUCAUUCCCCAACUCCGUGAAGCCCACGAAUCGGAGCCCACGCUGCCCUUGAAGUACCUUUUUGAAGACUCAUUGCAGUCGUCGGAUUCCUCCGAGUUCAAAAGGAGAUUGCAGAAGAAUGAAAAAAUAAGCUGUGCCUUCUUCUGUAAGAUGGUGUCACCUGCCUUGGAGACUAAGGGAGACUUGCUUCAAGGAGUCAACAGCAUGUACUUUGUGAGUGAAGAGCUCCCAGACAACCAAUCAAUACAGGUGAACCCUUUUGACCAUGAUAUGUUGACCAUCUCGUGGCUCUAUGAAGACAUCAAAGAACUUCAUCUUCGAUGGUAUCAACUCAGAGACAACGCACUGGAGAUCUUCCUGACUAAUGGCCAGACAUUGCUCCUGGCGUUUGAGAACACAAAGGAGCGAGACACACUGUACCAGCAGAUCAAAUCCUGCGACCUUCCCAAUCUGGUGGAGGUUGAUGACAUCUCGGCCAUCACCCAGGCGUGGCGUAUGGGCCAAUCGACCAACUACGAGUACCUGACCCAGCUCAACAAACUAUCCGGCCGAUCAUUCAAUGAUCUCAUGCAGUAUCCAGUGUUCCCGUUCAUACUGUGUGACUACACAAGUAAUGUGUUGGAUCUAAUGGACCCCAAAUCAUACAGGGACUUGACUAGACCAGUUGCUGUCCAAACUCAGGCUAUGGAGAUAAAGUACAAGGAGAACUACAAGUUCCUGCAUGAAGAGUACCAGAAACUGAGGGGUUUCCGAAUGGGCUCGACGAUGUUCUGGACCAAGCCCUACCACUAUGGUUCCCACUACUCCAACAGUGGCACAGUCCUGCAGUACUUGGUUCGCUUGCCUCCAUUCACGAAGAUGUUUCUUCAGUAUCAAGACAACCAUUUUGACCUUCCGGAUCGUACUUUCCACUCAGUGGAUACCUCUUGGAGACUUUCUUCCUUCCAGUCCUCCACCGACGUUAAGGAACUCAUCCCAGAGUUCUUCUUCCUGCCUGAAUUCUUCCUCAACAACGAGGGAUUCCAUUUUGGUGUGCGCCAGUCCGGCUUGGUUGUCAACCAUGUGAAUCUACCCCCUUGGGCUAAGGGAAGCGCCCGCUUAUUCACCCAGAUCCAUCGGCAGGCUUUGGAGUCGGUCUGCGUCUCGGAGUACCUCCACGCUUGGUUGGAUCUGGUCUUUGGGGUCAAACAGCAGGGGUCGCUAGCGGUGGAGGCUGUCAAUGUCUUUCACCCUGCUACAUACUUUGGUAUAGACACGACAGCCAUUAAAGAUCCGGUGAAGCAGAGAGCAGUAGAGACAAUGAUUAAGACCUACGGGCAGACGCCCAAGCAGCUGUUUGUCAACUACCAUCCGCCCCGUAUCGAAGCAGACAUCUUCCCUGAUAACUUCGGUAUGGGGACUGUGGGUAUACUCGUCGGUCUCAGCCAGAGACAACAAACGAUGAAGGCUAACGCAAGUCCAGAUGCAAGUGUAUGGGGGCCGGUAAACACAGUGAAGGGAAUGAAAUGGGGUAACUAUCUAGGUUCAGCCUCGUCCCAAGAUCCCGUUAUCCGUUUCCAGAAGCAGUACCCGGUACCCCUGGAUUACCUCAACCCGUUACCCACGGGUGAUGUCUGCGCAGUGGCCCAACACCUCUGCCUUCUGCUGAUGUACAGCAAAGAGAAAGGAGUGAGUAGCAUGAACGCAGUGGACAUCAAAUGGUCAGGGAUCAUCAGUUGGGGUCAUGCUGAUGGUGUGCUUAGAGUACACACUAAGCGGAAAGCGCUCUUAUUAUUAUGCUUAGUGUUAUUGCUUUGUUCUUUUGAUCUUGUAGGAGUGAGUAGCAUGAACGCAGUGGACAUCAAAUGGUCAGGGAUCAUCAGUUGGGGUCAUGCUGAUGGUGUGCUUAGAGUACACACUAAGCGGAAAGCACUCCCUAUCAAUCUCCUACAUACCACACCAACAGACAAGAUCUCGUGCUGUAGCUCCAUCUCCGACUGUAGACUGCUGUUCACUGGAUCUGUAUCCGGGGUCAUAGCGGCUUACCCUACUCGCUAUAACCCAGACAAGCAAUGUAACAUUGAGGUAGUUGGUGCAGCUGUACGUCUGUUUGGUCAUACAGCACGUAUCAUUAGUCUGUGCGUGUGUCGUCCGUAUAGCAUCAUGGUUAGCGCUGGGGAGGAUGGGCUGUGCAUCAUAUGGGAUCUCAACAGACUGUGCUAUGUAAGAUCCUUGUGUGAUGACACUGGGACUGGUCACCUUGACAGUAUAACUGCUGUGACGGUCAGCGAUGUUUCUGGUGAUAUUGCAACAGCUUCUAACUCGGAUGAUCGAGGUAGCGAGGUCCGUUUGUGGACGGUCAAUGCCAGCCUGGUAACCAAACGAGUCUGUGAUAGCAGCGUACACUGUUUAACAUUCUCAAAUGCGCCAGAAGGGAUUGCUGUCAACUCGCUGGUGGCUGGCUGUGAAGAUGGCGUCAUAAGAUUUUGGAGCAGCAUUGAUCUAACCCCAGUGAGAGUCAUCGUUACUAAGUCACACACUCCCAUUAUCAGCCUCUCCUUCACCAAUGACUCCCAGUUCCUUGCAGCGAGUGAUGAAAAUGGUCUGCUGACCAUGUGGGGGAACAAGGAGACCAACCGAAAAGUACCCAAAGUAGAAGCCUUUCUGGGUAUCGGAAACAUCUCAAAAGGUUCCAAAGGUCGACUAGGGUCAAACUCGUAAUCCACAAAGGGUAAUUUUAAUCCCCUUUCCUAAAAUCUUCCCUCACACCAUGGAUCAAGUGUGGGCGUUGUGUUCUUGAAUGCUCAAGAACACGUAGGCUUGCUCUUCAUGUAUUUUCCACGGACGAUGAUGAUAUAGCACCAUUUUGUUUUCUGGACUGAUCCCUGCUGAAAGGUGGUGUGUGAUCUUGUUCUGAGUGUAUUGUUCUCGGGUCGUGUUCUCAUCAUUCGGGCGUGUGAACAGCGCACUAGGGCCAAGAACACGCGGCCAGAACAUGGCCAAGGAGUCUAGCCAGGAGGUAGUCGAAUACCUCAUUUUGAAUCAGGACUUCCUCGUUUAUCAAUACAUUAUUUGUCUAACUAACAACAAACUAUUAUUGCCAAUUUGUACAGCAACUUUUGACAGAAAUGCUACCUCUGAACUUGUUUGUCCUAAGAUCCUAGCCAUAGGUAAAAUUAAUUAUAACACCCCUUACAAAUAUUCUGCCUUUUCAUUGGUUUAGCGCACACCACAUGAUAUGUCUGAGUUUUACUAGACGGCGGCCGUGUGAUAGUGCAUUGUUUGCCGUGUGAUAGUCCGACGACUAUCACACUAACA
This is a messenger RNA of Asterias rubens (European starfish), 12387 nucleotides long. Its product is annotated as lysosomal-trafficking regulator-like. Lineage: Eukaryota; Metazoa; Echinodermata; Asteroidea; Forcipulatida; Asteriidae. Gene Ontology annotation, molecular function: protein kinase binding. The transcript has 52 exons. Gene Ontology annotation, cellular component: membrane; cytosol. Gene Ontology annotation, biological process: intracellular protein localization. The coding region runs from base 124 to 11790 and encodes 3888 amino acids. The record is from RefSeq and is a predicted model, not a curated record.